Molecule: messenger RNA, 6998 nt
Organism: Pangasianodon hypophthalmus (striped catfish)
Lineage: Eukaryota; Metazoa; Chordata; Actinopteri; Siluriformes; Pangasiidae
Gene: mri1
Product: methylthioribose-1-phosphate isomerase 1
Exons: 6
Coding region: 539-1600 (353 amino acids)
Molecular function (GO): S-methyl-5-thioribose-1-phosphate isomerase activity
Source: RefSeq, a predicted model, not a curated record
UUUAAUAAAGCAUAAUUUAUCUUCAUUACUAAUGGAAGGUCCUCACAAAGAUAGUAGGACAAACGUGUUGUGUGUGUGUGUGUGUGUGUGUGUUUUGAACUAGUGUUUGUUUAUUUUAUCUCCACGCCACAUGUCCAAGGGUCAGCGUGUGAAGUCUCACGUGUGCGCGCCAGGCUGUCUAUGCUGAGGUGACGGGAGCGCGCACGAAAACCGAAAACGGUGGGCGUGGCCAAAGAAAAAGAGCCGUGCGUUUCCUGCCGGAAGGAGCACGUGCUUCCGUGAGAGGUCCCUCUGUCAAGUCGGUGCGCCUUGUUGUAUGUGUGUGUAUGUAUGUGUGUGUGUGUUUGUGUGUGUAUGUGUGUGUGUGUGUAGCCCUUUAAAUCGCGCCCACACUGCGAGGCUUUCACGGUGUUUGGGGUUUUUUUUUUGUUUUUAUUUUGUUUUGGUUUGUUUUUUUCUUCUCACUCCCGGUAUCCCUCGCGCAUAGCGUUCAGCGGAACCCGCACGCGCUCGGAUUGAGCAGGUCUGAAGCAGGGUCAUGACGCUAGAAGCGAUCCGGUACCGGGCCGGGUCUCUGCAGAUCCUCAACCAGCUGCUGCUGCCGCGCGAGACGGUGUACGAGGAGAUCCGCUCGGUGCAGGACGGAUACGAGGCCAUCAAGAGCAUGAAGGUGCGCGGCGCUCCUGCCAUCGCCAUCGUGGGCUGCCUGAGCCUGGCAGUGGAGCUGCGGGCGGGCGCCGGGGGCGAUGACCCCGUGUCCUUCAUCAGGGAGUCUCUGUGUCACCUGACCUCAGCACGACCCACCGCUGUCAAUAUGGGGCGAGCAGCGCGAGAGCUGAUGGAGUUCACUGAGAACGAGAGCAUGGAGAAAGGCGGAGAGCAACUCAGAGAAAGCGUAAUCGGUUGGAUUGAGGAAAUGCUGGAACGAGAUGUGAAUGAUAACCGGAAGAUUGGUAACUAUGGCGCCCAGCACAUCCUGUCCGGAGUGCCGAGAGACUCCGUCACCAUCCUCACACACUGCAACACGGGCAGCCUGGCCACCGCUGGAUAUGGAACCGCUCUCGGUGUGGUGCGGUCGCUGCACGCUCUGGGUCGUCUGAAGCGAGUGUAUUGUACAGAGACGAGGCCGUAUAAUCAGGGAGCCAGGCUUACAGCAUACGAGGCCGUGGCCGAGGGCUUCCCUGCUACACUCAUCACAGACAGCAUGGCCGCUCUCGCCAUGAGGGAGAAAGGCAUCACAGCCGUCGUUGUCGGGGCAGAUCGGGUCGUCGCUAAUGGUGACACGGCCAACAAAGUUGGCACGUACCAGCUGGCCAUUGCUGCAAAGCAUCAUGGGAUACCGUUCUACGUGGCAGCUCCCAGCACAUCAUGUGACCUGAGUCUGGAGAGUGGGAGAGACAUCGUGAUCGAAGAGAGACCUCCGGAGGAGCUCACCAGCAUCAACGGCGUCCCUGUCGCUGCUCCAGGUAUCGAUGUGUGGAACCCGGCGUUCGAUGUCACUCCUCAUCAGCUGAUAACGGGUGGGAUCAUCACCGAGCUCGGUGUGUUUCUGCCGUCUGAGCUGCAGGCCGCUCUCACCGGCCGUCUCACCGCGCUGUAGAGGCCACGCCGCCCCCCGCAGGGCACAGUGUGUUACUGCACCUUCACUACCACCCUACAGCUCACACCCUCAUUCCCAUUACUUCCCACAGGGUGGAAAUCUCACCUCCUUUAAACACACACACACACAUGAAGUAUGAAAUGAAAAUUACACCACAAUGAUACAUUUUCACAGUCGUACAACAACCGGAACGCUUAUAAAUCACACCCGCACAUACACACGUACGCACAGACACAUAGUCACCAACCACCUUGUUUCAAGUCUGUGUGUAAUGUAGCUUUCAACAGUGUGUGUUCUCUGUUUCUGUGAUUAUUCUUUAAAUGCCCUUCCCUUUCCUCCUUCCUCGCUCAGCUCCAGUCCUUACUGAACGGUGGAUUACCGAGCGCGGCUCUAGCGAGGGCAUCUCGUUUUAUAAUAGACAUUUCAGAAGUAAUAACGAUAAAUUAAUAAUUCAGUUCAUUGGUGAAUGUCUUUCUUUUAAAGCGUUAAUUGAUGGAUUAGCAAAUUAGCUUAGAAUUCGAUUUUAGCUCGAUAAAAUAAGGGCUAUCCAGUAGUGUACAAAAUCAGCCUCGACGUCUGUAAUCGCAGCUGAACUCAAAGACCGUAUGACCCAUUAAUCAGAUAUUGUAAUGUUACAUUUUUUUUAGAUAUCUUGGAUACACAAAAUGAACACACACACACACAUAAUGUGUGUGUAUAUUAGUUCUAACUUUAGUUUAAUCUAAACUAAGCCUGAAAUCAACAUUGAAAUAAUAAUAUAUUAAAAGUAAUGUGACUGCUGAUUGCUUUGGUGUUUAUUUAAUAAGGAUUAUGCACUAAACCAGUAAUAAAUAUACCUGCUAGGAAACUAGGGCAGUUAUUUCCACGCAAAGCUCAUAGGGAGCGUCCUCACAUCCACACCCGUCAGUCAUUCUCUGCCAGUAUUACGGUUAAAAACGCAAACAAAAACUAGCGGAUCAGUAUAAAUGCUAAUACAGAACAGGAUCUCAUCCAGGAACUGUGCUGUUCUUCAGUUCCUCAGAAGGUCCAGGAUCCACAGAGCUCCGUUUUCUAAUCGGUGCAGAUCCGAUAUUUGAAGCGCUGAUAGGAAAUCUUCAUGUAUUACGGUCUGUGUAUGUUGCAUUCAUUUGUUUUGUUUUUUUUAAAUUUGAAAAUGAAAAUGGGGGGAAAAAAAGAACAAGGUUUUUCAUGGCACACACAAAAAAUGGAAAAUUAAUUUUUUUCCAUAAAAUUAUUUUCAAAUAAUAAACUAUUGACUUGUUUUUGUUUCUAUUUGUUUCACCACACAAAGUCAAAUAUUCAUAAAUCCAAGUAUACUUCAUCUGUUCUGGUAAAGAUGUGUAACUUUGGGACCUUAUUCUGUUUUCAUAAAGGAUAUGAUAAAAACAGGAUUAGCAUCUGUAGAAAUUAAAAUAUUCUUAAAUUACAGCACCUGGAAAAGUUCAGACUUUCAUGUCGUGCUCCUUCACCGACAUGCUCUCGCUGUUUUUAACACCACGUAGUGAUCAGUAUUAUCAAUACCUCAGGAGCUGAAGCUGAUCUGCAGUCUGUAAAUGUGGAUUAAUUUCAGCCUAAAAAUGAAUCUGAAAGGGUGAAAAACAAGCAGAGAUGAAAUAUCACAGCUUUUUUGUGAUUUUUUUGUUUUAAAGACAAAAAUUUUAGCGUCUCGUUUUCAUAUAGUUGUACAUCUUGAAAUGAAAAAAAAAGAAUGAACGCAACGUACACUGACCUGUUAUACACACCUCCUGCUAAUCCACGAUGAGCUAAAACACUACUACACACUUUCCUCCUCAUCUGCAUGGAAAAUAUUUAAUGUUACAUGUUUUGCCUCUAAACAAACUAACAGCAAGUCCAUUUUAGAACAGAAAUUACCCAGAAUGCCAUUGUGGCAAUUAAUUUACAAACCCAACGUGUGUAGUAACAGUAUUGUUCUCAACUGAAAUUUAAAGUAGACCAAGCUCUUGAGUUUUUAUGGAGCCCCACACAUGACAUGCAGGUUAAAAUAUAUAUAUAUAUAUAUAUAUAUAUAUAUAUAUAUAUAUAUAUAUAUAUAUCUACACACACACACACACACACACACACACACAGUUCUGUGCAAAAGUCUUAGUCACAUGCAAAGAAAUGCUGUAGAGCAAAGACACCUUCAAAAAUAAUGAAAUUAAAUGUUUCUACAUUAAAAAAAUACUAUAAAGAGCAGUAAACAGUAAUAAAUGAAACAAAGUCAGUAUUUAAUGUGACGAUCCUUCGCUUUAAAAUAAACCAGUAUCUCAGGUGCAGUGUGUGCAGUUUUAUAAGGAAAUGAUCUGUAAGUGUUACUGAGCAUCUUGCGCCAAGACUUUUGCACAGUACUGUAUAUAUCAUGGCCAUGUUUUGUUUUAUUAAUUCGUUCCCUUGUUUUAGGUAAAUGUGUUCGAGUUAACGAAUUAAUAAAACACGCUUAUGUGUUAAUAAGUCGUGGAAUAUAUAUGUAUAUAUAUAUUUUUCCCGCAUGUCAUGUGCGAGGCUCUGUACGUUUUCCUAAUAUGGCUUUUUUUUAUUUUUAAUUCUCACUGAAAUGCCUGAACUGUCCUUUAACGCUAACCCAGUUCUUUGAGAUCGUUAAAUCUUAUCUAAAUGGGUAGAUAGCUAGUGGUAGUCGUAGCUGGAGUGAGUAAACGGUGCUAUGGAGCUAGACGUUACACUAUACCUCACUAGAUUACCCAGAAUCCUCUGUUCCUACUGCUUAUAAUUGCUUUUUUUUUUUUUUUUUUCCCUCAGUGAAGUGCAGGACUAUGUGAUGUCUCACCAUAAACGCAUGCACAUACACACGUAGGAGGAAACUCGCAAUCCAGCCAGGGCCUUUACUCCUUAUACAGGAUGUGAAUGAAGCUAAUGUUGUAGAUCGCUAGCAUGUAGCCAUUAAAUCAUGUGUCAGGUCAGAGUGAUGGUGAAAACAAGACGAAUCAAUUGGGAAUGUCGACAUUUUCCUCAGAUGUGUUGAUAAAUUACUAAGAAAAGCUUCUUAUGGCUAAUAUUAGUGCGUAAUUUCCUAAUUUUAGCCUCAAUCGCUAACCGAACUCUCACUCGUUCCACCAUAUUGGGGAAAAAAAGAGUAACAGUGCAUCACAAAUUGUGUAAAUUGGAUCAGAAAAAUUCUUCUGAAGUACUAAAUAGUACAAUAGCGAAUAAACACAGCAAACGCUUAACCACAUUUAAAAGCAGCACAUAUGAUGAGGUGAUUAGCAUGAAUGAAAUAUUUAACGAUGCUAACAGAAGGUUGAAGCUAAUUUUGCCUUUUAAAUGUUGUCAUGCUAGCUAGCAACAUUAGCUUUUUUCAUUCUUAGGCCCCCAAGCCAGCGAUGAAUGUCUUAACGGUUAGCAGGUGCAUGAUGAUAAUCGGUAGCGUUGGUGUUUUGGGCGUACGAGCUCAGUAAAAGCCGAUCCUGAUUGUGUCUCCGUGUUGCUGAAUGUAGCAGAGCCAGUUCUCUUCACUGCCACCAGCACAAGUGUUUGAGCACGUCCCGGUACCAUUGCCAUUACCCGUUACCAUAGCAACAAGGAGAUCAAUGUCUUAAGGAAAAGACAAAAAAAAUAAAAUAAAAAAUGAUGAAAGGAUUGAAAUGAUUUUUUUUGCCAUAAAAUAAACUGGAAGUUCAGAUAGGCUGUGAAUUAUUGUGUUUUUUUUUUCCUUCUUUAUCUCAAAAUGUUGCCAUUAUUUAAUUUUUCUUAUGAUUUGCUUUGGGCACUUUUUAUGGCGGUAAAGUGAAAGUUUUCUAGGAAUGUUUUUGGAUGGUUUGCACUACAUCGCAUUAUUAUCCACUUUAUCAAUAUUAUCAAGCAAUAAUUUAAAAGUUGUCCCAUUUUUUUUUUUUUUCCCUUAUGUAUGACAAGCUAACGAUGUAGUUAACUAGCUAGUCGUUAAAAGUCAUUUAUCUGGACAAUGUGAAGGAGGAGUGAUGGUGAAAACAAGACAAAUCAGUUGGGAAUAUCAACAUUUUCCUCGGAUAACUUGAUGAAUUGUUAAGUUAAAGCUCCGUUCAGCUGAAUUUAUAGGUUCUGCCAUUUAAAAAAAAGGUCAACAUGUCUUUUCUUUUAGAGAAUAGAGGAAAAACGAAUGGAUGGCUUGUCUGGAAAGGAAAUGUAGCAUGAUGUAAUGAAUUAGUCAAAACAUCUGUGUGUGUGUGUGUGUGUAAGUCAGUCGUAUCAUCGCUUGCAUCAUCAGAAUACAUCUGGAUUAAGUUUCCCAGUGUUCAAAUCCGAGAAUGUGAUCCUUGAGCUGACAUUUCUACAGUACGUUGUGGUUUUAUUGUUUUUAGAAAACAAUAUGUCUGUAUUAGGUUUCUUUUUUUUUUUUACUUUGUAUAGAAAAAUAUACACAAAACUGUAGCAAAUAUGUGAUCAUCCAGGAGUUCACUAGAUUUCAUUGACUCAAAAGGUACAAGGUUUGUAUAUUUCACGUUCACUAUUGUUUAGCUGAUUUUAAUGUUAUAUAUACGGUAUACACACACCAAGUUGCCAGGUUCUGGGUUCUCGUGUACCUUGUAGCUACACGUAUUGUCCAUGUUUUUUUUUUCCAGAUAAACCUUACAGGUCACUUUGUAGGUGUAAAACUACUGACUGUAUUCAGGAGCAGACCUGAUAAACUGGCAAUUCAGUGUGUAAAUAUAAUCUGUAUGCUGUAUAUCUAUGACUUGUGGUUGUUGGUGAUGAAAUUUGUUUAAAGGCUGUAAUGGGAAGGCCUUCUUCACACACACACAGCACGUCUUCAUACACCAAAUAGCACGUCUUGGACAUCCACGUGAGCCAUGUGCCAAUAAUCAGCUACACGAUAUUUUAUGAUAUAUUCGUCACUCAUUGUGUUGUCAAGUUCCUGAAGUCAGGCUCGAGGCUUUGAGGCAAUUUGUCUUUUAAAAAUUAAAAAUGAAUUUAAUCUUAUACCAGUCCUGUUGUUUUUUUUUUCUAGUAGAGAAAAAUCACAUAUAAUCAUUUAUCGGUCUCUGUCAAGGAAAUCUGAGCUGGAAUUAAAACAAGGAUAUGAUAAAGUCAUAGCGAUUGUAGCGUGGUCCUUCGUAAGUAAGUGAUGCCAAUCGACUCCAUGCUCCAAACCAAUCAGAGCACAGCUUGCUGCUUUUUUGACCAAUGGGAAGCGUGCUUUGGUGAACGACUGCGUGAGUUUGAAAAGACCUCCCCAUAUAUGAUAUUUAUUCUCAUUUAUUAUAACCGAUCAUCACAGCUAGGUUCUGUUUUGUAUAAUGUGGGAAAAGAUCGAGGAGAAAAAAAAACGCAUUUGAUUUUUUUUUAUACAUAUAUAUAUAUAUAUAUAUAUAUGAAUAUAAUACUGUAUACAGCUUACAUAUACUACAAAACGUCUCUUUCACAUCAAUACAAUAAAGAAGCAAUGCAUUUCUGGAGUCAUUUA